AUGAGUAUUGAUAAUGAAGCCCUCUAUGAUAUCUGUUUUAGAACCCUGAAAUUGACCACUCCCACAUAUGGCGACCUGAACCAUCUAGUGUCAGCAACCAUGAGUGGCGUCACCACUUGCUUAUGUUUCCCAGGGCAGUUUAACGCUGGCAGUGACCAUGUCCCCUUUUCCCGUCUGCACUUCUUUAUGCCUCGCUUUGAUCCACUGACUAGCCAUGGCAGCCAGCAGUACUGUGCUUUAACUGUGCCACAGCUCACCCAGCAGAUGUUUGAUGCAAAGAACAUGAUGGCUGCUUGUGACCCGAAGCAUGGGCACUAUCUUAUGUUGGCAGCCAUGUUCAGAGGCCGUAUGUCCAUGAAGGAGGUAGACGAGCAAAUGCUCAAUGUUCAAAACAAGAACAGCAGUUAUUUUGUUGAAUGGAUUCCCAAUAAUGUGAAUAUGGCCAUUUAUGACAUCCCACCCCUGGGCCUGAAAAUGUCUGCCACCUUCAUUGGUAACAGUACUGCCAUCCAAGAGCUCUUUAAGUGCAUUUCUGAGCAGUUUACAGCCAUGUUCCGCAGAACGGCUUUCUUACACUGGCAUACUGGAGAGGGCAUCGAUGAAAUUGAAUUCACUGAAGCAGAAAGCAACAUGAAUGAUUUGGUUUCUGAGUAUCAGCAGUAUCAGGAUGCCACAGCUGAGGAGGAGGGAGAAUUUGAGGAGGAGGCUGGAGAGGAGUUGGCAUAA
Molecule: messenger RNA, 726 nt
Organism: Trichosurus vulpecula (common brushtail)
Lineage: Eukaryota; Metazoa; Chordata; Mammalia; Diprotodontia; Phalangeridae
Product: tubulin beta chain-like
Biological process (GO): mitotic cell cycle; microtubule cytoskeleton organization
Cellular component (GO): microtubule; cytoplasm
Molecular function (GO): structural constituent of cytoskeleton; GTPase activity; GTP binding
Source: RefSeq, a predicted model, not a curated record